AUGAAGACAGCUUCCUUCGUGGCCGCAGCCCUUCUUGCUGGUGGCAGUGACGCCAUACGCCGUCGCGACACCAACAGCACAACCGACCAGACUGGUCCCCUCGCCUCCUCGCCGCCGUUCUACCCUUCGCCAUGGAUGGACCCUCAGGCCGCUGGUUGGGAGGAUGCCUACGCCAAGGCCAGGGCCUUCGUCUCCCAGCUGACUCUACCUGAGAAGGUCAACAUUACAACCGGUGUUGGUUGGAUGGGCGAGAAAUGCGUCGGCAACGUUGGCUCUGUUCCCCGCAUGGGCAUGAAGAGUCUUUGCAUGCAAGACGGUCCCCUGGGCCUGCGAUUCAGCGAUUACAAUAGUGCCUUCCCUGUCGGCUUGACUGCUGGAGCCUCCUGGGCUCGUCAUCUCUGGCGCGAUCGCGGUAAUGCCAUGGGCUCCGAAGCUCGUGACAAGGGAGUUGACGUUCUUCUUGGACCUGCGAGUGGCCCGCUCGGCCGUUUCGCCAAGGGCGGGCGCAUCGGUGAAGCUUUUGGCUCCGACCCUUUUCUCCAGGGCCAGGCCAUGGCUAACACGGUCACUGGCAUCCAAGGUGCCGGCGUUGUUGCUUGUGCCAAGCACUACAUCGCUAAUGAGCAAGAGCAUUUCCGUCAAGCCGGGGAAGCUAAGGGCUAUGGCUACGAUAUCAGCGAAAGUCUUUCCUCCAACAUCAACGACAAGAUUAUGCACGAGUACUAUUCCUGGCCUUUCCAAGAUGCAGUCAAGGCUGGAGUUGGCGCCAUCAUGUGCUCCUACAACCAAAUCAACAACUCGUAUGGUUGCCAGAACUCCAAAAUGCUGAACGGUAUUCUCAAGCACGAAUACGGCUUCCAGGGCUUUGUCAUGAGUGACUGGCAGGCUCAACACUCCGGCGUUUCCAAUGCCGUCGCCGGUAUGGACAUGGCUAUGCCUGGCGACACCAUCUUCAACACCGGCCGCAGUUACUGGGGCAGCAAUUUGACCGUUGCUGUCCUCAACGGCACGGUCCCUGCGUACAGAAUCGACGACAUGGCCAUGCGAAUUAUGGCUUCUCUUUUCAAGGUUGGCUGGACUGUCGAGGGCGCAAAGGAUACCAACUUCUUCUCGUGGAGCCGUAACACCUACGACUACCGCCACGCCGCUGCCAAGGAGAGAAUGGAGCAGGUCAACUUCCAGGUCGAUGUCCGAGCUAACCAUGCCAACCAUAUCCGCGAGUCCGCUGCGAAGGGUACCGUCAUUCUCAAGAACAACGGCGCCCUCCCCUUGAACAAGCCCAAAUUCCUUGCCAUUGUUGGUGAAGAUGCUGGUCCCAACCCGAAGGGUCCCAAUGGCUGUGCUGAUCGUGGCUGUGAUGAUGGUACUAACGCUAUGCUCUGGGGCUCUGGUACGUCCAACUUCCCAUAUCUCAUCACCCCCGACAGUGCUCUGCAGCAGCAAGCCAUCAAAGACGGUACUCGCUACGAGAGUGUUCUAAGCAACUACGAUUGGGCCGAAACCAGCGGUCUCGUUAGCCAACCCAAUGUCACUGCCAUCGUCUUCGCCAACUCCAAUGCUGGCGAGGGAUACAUCUCUGUUGAUGGCAACGAGGGUGACCGCAACAACCUUACUCUCUGGAAGAACGGCGACGAAUUGAUCAGGAACGUCUCUGCUCUCUGCGCCAACACCAUUGUCGUCAUCCACAGCGGUGGACCCGUUCUUCUUUCGGAAAUCUCCAAGAACGAGAACGUGACUGCCAUCGUUUGGGCUGGCCAGCCUGGCCAGGAAUCCGGUAACUCUCUGACCGACAUUCUCUAUGGCAAGACAAGCCCUGGCCGCUCUCCUUUUACUUGGGGGGCGUCUGAGGAGUCUUAUGGCAAUGACGUUCUCUAUAAGCCAAACAACGGCAAGGGUGCCCCGCAAGACGAUUUUACCGAUGGCGCAUUCUUUGACUAUCGCCACUUCGACAAGGAAUCCGACGCUAAGCCCGGCAGCGAUCCCAAGGCCCCUGUUUACGAGUUUGGGUUCGGUCUUUCUUGGUCUACCUUUGAGUACUCCAACCUCCAGGUUGUCAGGAAGAAUGACCGCUCAUACACACCUGCCACCGGAAACUCCAUUGCUGCUCCUACGUUCGGCAACUUCAGCAGAGACCUGAAGGAUUAUGGCUUCCCCGCCGGUUUCCAGCAAGUCGAGCAGUUCAUCUACCCUUGGGUCAACGACACUUCGUCUGGUCGCGAGGCCUCGGGCGACGCCAAUUACGGCAAGACUGUGGAUGAGUUCCUUCCUCCCAAUGCCAUCGACUCGAGCCCCCAGCCCAAGCACCCCGCUGGUGGUGCGCCCGGUGGUAACCGUCAGCUUUUUGACGUGAUAUACGAGGUCACUGCCACCAUUACGAACACCGGCAAGACCAUGACGGAUGAGGUCCCUCAGCUGUAUCUCAGCCACGGUGGAGAGGGUGAGCCAGUUCGCGUUCUUCGUGGCUUUGACCGCAUUGAGCGCAUUGCGCCCGGUGCCAGUGUCACUUUCCGUGUUGAGCUCACGCGCCGUGACAUUAGCAACUGGGAUGUCCCGUCUCAGAACUGGGUUGCGACUGAUGCUCCCAAGACUAUUUGGGUAGGCAGCAGUUCUCGAAACCUGCCUCUGUCUGCCAAGCUUCAGUAA
Messenger RNA from Cordyceps fumosorosea ARSEF 2679, 2643 nucleotides. RefSeq names its product beta-glucosidase 1 precursor. The record is from RefSeq and is a predicted model, not a curated record. NCBI's taxonomy places the organism in Eukaryota, Fungi, Ascomycota, Sordariomycetes, Hypocreales, Cordycipitaceae. Gene Ontology annotation, biological process: glucan catabolic process. The transcript has 4 exons. Gene Ontology annotation, molecular function: beta-glucosidase activity. The coding region runs from base 1 to 2643 and encodes 880 amino acids.